AUGACAGACCUGCUAGAUCCAUCCGACUUGGGGUCUCAGUUAAUAAAUUCAGUACAACGAUUGAAUAGACUCAACCUCUAUCAAUCUGCAAAAUGGUGUGCGGAAGCAUUAAAUGGACUAUCCAAACAGGAAUCAACAGCAGGAAGUAGACCUAAUCAAUUACUAGAAGAAGACUAUAGUGACUAUGACAAGGUUCUACUAGCUCAAUCUUAUUUCCACUGCAAAGAAUUCGACAGGGCAGCACAAGUCUUGGAGGGUUGUAAAAGUGGAGAUGCAAAGUUUCUACGCUUGUACGCAACGUUAAUUUCAAUUGAUAAGCGGUCUACGGAAGAUAGCGAUGGGGUAAUAAAUGUUGGAUCUAAUGAUGCUAAUGUCCUUGAUGGGAGUGGAGCUAGUCUUAACGAUUAUACUGUCAACGAUCAAACUAGAGUGGAAGGAAGUCUUAAUAUAGCGAAUUCUAAAUACAUGAGAAUACUCACAGAGUCAGAGGAGUAUUUGUCCACCAAGGAGGACCCUUUCCUUUAUUACUUGAAUGGAAUCAUUUACCGGAAAAAGAAGAAGACGCAAACAGCUCAAAAAAACUUGUACCAGUCAUUGGUGCUUUUCCCGUUCAACUGGUCAUGUUGGAGAGAGCUAAUAGAUUCAUUUAUAACAUACGAAGAAGCACAGAGUUUUAUUCAAAAGGUGAAGAAAAAGAACGAAUCAUUUGCUAGCACCGUUAUGUUUCAAUUUUUUGAAAUGGUUGUUCUUCAAGAAUCGCAUCAAAGUCUGAGUAGAUUAUUCGAAUUGGUAAACAAUUUACUGAGUCUUUUCCCAAGCUUUACUUUUAUCAAAGUUCAGCAGUUUCUUAUUGCAUACCACAAUUUAGACUAUUAUCAAGCAGAAUCGAUUUUUGAUCACAUAUUGAUUGAGGACCCUUCGAGGUUGGAGGAUCUUGACACCUACUCGAACAUGUUGUAUGUGAUGGAGAAGAAAUCAAAAUUGUCGUACCUAGCCCAAUAUGCAUCCCAAGUGGACAGGUUUAGGCCUGAGACUUGUUGUGUUUUGGCAAACUAUUAUUCCAUGAAGAGUGAACAUGAAAAAGCAAUCAUGUAUUACAAACGUGCAUUAAUAUUGAAUAAAGAUUGCUUAAGUGCUUGGACUCUUAUGGGACAUGAAUUUGUUGAAUUGAAAAACUCUCACGCAGCUAUUGAAUCAUACAGACGGGCAGUUGACACAAACCCCAAAGAUUUCCGUGCUUGGUAUGGACUCGGUCAAGCUUAUGAAGUUUUGGAUAUGCAUUUAUAUGCUCUCUACUAUUAUCAAAGAGCUACAAACUUGCAACCACUGGAUAAGCGAAUGUGGCAGGCAAUCGGGAAUUGUUACGAGAAAAUAGAUCAAUUGGAGGAUGCUAUAAAAUCGUUCGAAAAGGCAUUGACUAUUGGCAAAUUGUCCCCUGCUGGAAAUGGUGAGUACCCACAUGACACCACUAUUACGUCUGCUGAUUUAAACGUGCAUCAUAUUGAGGAUCUGGAGGAAUUCGUUGAACCUCAUAUUUGUUACCGUUUAGCUAUACUAUUGGAAAAGUUGGAUAAUGUUGAGGAUACCUUUAAGUACAUGAGAUUGUGUUUUUCGCAAGAAGCUGAAUGGGGUGUGAGUGAUGAAACUUCAAAAGCUAGAUUAUGGCUUGCGAGGAAAGCUUUGGACAACGGAAAAUUUUCAGAAGCUUAUGAGUUGGCCAAAAAUUUGAAUAACAGUAAUGUGCAUGAUGUCGAAGAAGCUAGGGCGAUAGCACGCGAUGCCAGAAAUCGAAUGAAGAAGUGA
Messenger RNA from Lodderomyces orthopsilosis Co 90-125, 1803 nucleotides. It is a transcript of the gene CDC23, whose product is annotated as anaphase promoting complex subunit. The coding region runs from base 1 to 1803 and encodes 600 amino acids. The transcript has a single exon. The record is from RefSeq and is a predicted model, not a curated record. Gene Ontology annotation, cellular component: anaphase-promoting complex. Gene Ontology annotation, molecular function: protein binding. Gene Ontology annotation, biological process: cell division. Lineage: Eukaryota; Fungi; Ascomycota; Pichiomycetes; Serinales; Debaryomycetaceae.